Molecule: messenger RNA, 3837 nt
Organism: Lytechinus variegatus (green sea urchin)
Lineage: Eukaryota; Metazoa; Echinodermata; Echinoidea; Temnopleuroida; Toxopneustidae
Gene: yy1
Product: transcriptional repressor protein YY1-like
Exons: 5
Coding region: 73-1263 (396 amino acids)
Biological process (GO): regulation of transcription by RNA polymerase II
Cellular component (GO): PcG protein complex; transcription regulator complex
Molecular function (GO): RNA polymerase II cis-regulatory region sequence-specific DNA binding; DNA-binding transcription factor activity, RNA polymerase II-specific
Source: RefSeq, a predicted model, not a curated record
GUCUACGUCACGACCCCCUGCGAUGAUGAGACGAACUUGGCUGCCAAAACUGGAAGCAGAAGAAAAUCCAACAUGGACGCCGAAGAAGUUGACAUUGAGUUGCCCUAUAUUACGGCCAAAAUGGCGGCUGAUCCGGACAUUAUUAAUACUGCAAUUGAAUUACCUGUUCAAGAGGUGGAAAUAGAGAGCAUACCAAUGGAAAAUAUUGAGGGCAUAACGACUGAAAAUAUAGUUACAAUACCAGUAGACGGAAUAGGACAAGUGGAAACGGUGGAAUGUGAAACUGUCGAUGGAAUUGAAUGUCAACCCAUCUCGAUUCACCAUUUAACAGAUCGUGAAGAAAUAGUUCUCCAGACUCGGGAGGAAAUCGUUGGAGAUGUUGAUGAUUUGACAGGUUCUAGUUAUAUAAUUGAUGCAGAUUCUGUCCCUGUUCCAGUACCAAAUUCAGACUUAUCUGACGAAACAUUAGCUGGUCCAAGCAGACGGAAAAAGGGGAAGAAAAAUUCGCGAACGAGAGUCUUGGCGAGUGGGGAGUUGUCUUUUGACUCAGAAAAGAACACCAGAAAAUGGGAACACAAGCAAGUUCAAAUCAAAACUCUGGAAGGGGAAUUUUCAGUGACGAUGUGGGCUUCAGAAGAGAAGAAACAGCUGUCAGAUGACCCAGUGACCCCACCUCAGCAAGUGAUAGCACCACCAGCUUGUCAUGAUAGAUCUCUUGGCUUUGAGUGUGAACCACCAGACUACUCGGAGUAUCUGACUGGCAAGAAGUUACCACCCGGUGGCAUCCCAGGCAUUGAUCUCAGUGAUCCUAAACAGUUAGCAGAAUUUGCAAGGAUUAAACCAAAAAAGCCAAAAGAUGAUGAUGUACCAAGAACAAUAGCUUGUCCUCACAAGGGAUGUACCAAGAUGUUUCGUGACAAUUCAGCGAUGAGGAAACAUUUACACACCCACGGACCGAGGGUACAUGUAUGCGCAGAAUGUGGUAAAGCCUUUGUUGAAAGCUCUAAACUCAAGAGACAUCAACUGGUCCAUACUGGAGAGAAGCCUUUCCAGUGUACAUUUGAAGGAUGUGGGAAGAGAUUCUCACUGGAUUUCAACCUUCGCACUCAUGUAAGGAUACACACAGGAGACCGUCCAUACGUCUGCCCAUUUGAUGGCUGUAACAAGAAGUUUGCCCAAUCUACCAACCUCAAGUCUCACAUACUCACCCAUGCCAAGGCCAAACAGCAGCAGCAGACUGUUGUAGUCACCCUGCCUUUGUGAAUGUAGUCAAGACAUCUGAGCUGUAAAAAGCUCUAUGCAGUGCUCCCUAGCCUUAACCCACGUACCUAAUCAAGUGAUGAGGGAAUUUUUAAAGCUUUAUUAUUACCUAUAAUGUAUCAAUGACCCAGCAAACAUUGUUGGUCAGUGUACAUGUAUAGGUUUGGUGACUUUACAAAGUAAAGAUGUUCAUGUAUUUUAAUACUUCUCCUAUAGUUUUAUCUGUCCCUCUCUUUCCCCUUUCCUCUGUCUACAUUGUAUUUCUCUGUCUGUCUCCAUUGAAUAUCCUAUAGAUGAUGACAACAUUACAUGAAUGCAUUUAACUGAUCAUCUUAUCAAUAGUUUAGUAUUGCACCUGUUGAGAUGUUUCCUGUCUAUAUAUGUCUACAGUCAUCAGCUUUACAAUAUUCAUAACUUUCUAUGGUGUUCUGCAAACCCCUUACUUGGCUGGAAAUGUACAUACAUGUAUCUAUACAUAUUGUGUGACCUAUGGCUUAUCAGUAGCUGUCUCAUGUUGAAAUAGUAUCUCUUAGCACUCUUUCAAAUGGACUUAAAUUUGUAAAUAUACAGUUUGAAUUGGUCAAGAAAAGUGAAUUGUAUAUCUAUGCUACCAGGUUCAUUAUUGGUAUAUAUUUUUUCAUGAAAACAUGGUUUGGGAAAUACAGUUUAUUUUUAUUAAUAUCCUAGAUGAUUUUGGGGAUAUUGAUUAAUUUAAGUUGAUAUAGUGCAUAAACCAGUCAAUGCUAUCACACCCGAUUGAAGUUCUGGCCAAUUGGUGCAUAAAUUUUCAUUCAUUAUAGCGCUGUUGCAAAAAAUAUAUUUAUUUUGCUUUAAUUAAAGUGAUGUUUAGUUAUGUUUCUAUUAAUUUUUUUCUGGAUUGACCUUGACAAGUAUACAUAGUUGUGCAUUACACUACUUACCUGCAUAGAUGUACAUUCUGUUACAGUAUCAAAGUUAAAGAAAAUAUACAAUUUUGAACUACUGUAUUUGCUAAGAUUAUAUCUUUGUAAGGAAAACCAUCCACAUGUGUUAACAUGUUUCUGUUAUCAGUUAAUUGUAAUUCUACCAGUACCGGUAAGCUAAAGUGUAGUCAUAUCUUCCUUGUUAUGGCAGGAAUGUCAUUGACUAUUAUAUAAAGAAUUCCUUAAUGCCAAUGAUUAGGCUUUCUUGAUUUUUAUUAGCCUUAGUCCUUGAUUAGGCAACACUGGAAUCCAUCCGAUGUGAUCGCAUUUCAGUAACAUUUUUUCCCUAUUCCGAUAUUAUAGUUAAUGAACAAUACCACAAUCCAUAUUUAUAAAUUCAGUAUAAUUUCUAAUGUAGUUUUUUUUUCUCACCAUUCAGUAUAGAUUAUUGAGUUGAUUGUGAUGCAAGUACCCAGAUUUUAAAGCGCCCUCUGUGGCCGCAAAUGGUGCAUGAUAUGGUUACCAGCUUUGUGAGGCUGCAGUUAUGAGAGGAACAUCAGAAACAACACUGAGUGUUGGGUAGGAAAGUGAGGAUAUGUGACACAAAUCCUGCUUUUGAUUUGUUUGAUAAUUUUUCAGAAAUGAAUUUUGUUGUAUAAUUAUGAUUAAAGCAUUUCAUUGUCAGGAAAAUUAGAAUCUGUAUUUUCUAUUCAUUUCUGUUACAUGAUUCUUUCCUAAAUUUUAUCAUAAAAAUAUUGUAUUUCAUGGACAUUUUCAGUCAUUAUGUGCAUGUAUUUGUGCUACAGAAAGGUUUUUAAUUUAACAAACUUUAUUCAAAUAUUUUUUUACUCUUUUGAUUAGUGAAUACUUAUAUUUUUAAAUGUUAACCUUCACAAUCAUGUGUUUUGUAUUUUGAUACCUUAUUUGAAAUGCUCUUGAAUUUCUGUGUACUUUGCAUGGUUUGAUUUUAAAAGAAUUUUCAACAAUGACUUUAAAAAUUGUGGAACAGCCCCAUGUCGCUGAGAUAUAUUAUUAUUCAACUUCUGCCCCCCCCCCAAAAAAAAAAGAAAUAGACAAUACCGGUAGUUGCAGAGCCCAUUUUAUGUACAUAGCCAUUCAAGUAGAGAUUAAUAUCUUGGUUUGGUUAGGAAAUAAAUGUACGUUGCACUUGCAUUAUUGGACACUUCAUUGAAUGUACAUGUGUUGAUCAAGACUGACAAUGAAAUAAAUAACAUCUUAAUUUUUGGUCGAGGAGUAACAUCCAUGAUCCCUUUUGUCCCAUUGUGCAAUAUCAGAUGAGAGGCAACUUGACUGCAACAGGGGGGUGGGGCAUUUCAUGAGCGUUUUGUAAGUGAUACAUGACUACAUGGAAGGUGAUCAUCUCUUAUGCUUGAUGGAAAAUUUCAGUUUUCACUGUUUUGGAGUGCACUUUCUAUAACCCUAAUCUAACUUUGAAAAAUAUUGCAUUUUGUAAUCAGAUGCUUAUUGAAAAUCAGAAUUUUGUUUUGCAUAAAUUGUAUAUCAACUGUAGCUGAUGAAAAUAAUAAUUUGGAAUUUGAUUUAGCACCCAAAAAAGGCUCAUCAGUGAUAUGCAAUAUAACUUCUUAAAAAGACUUUAUGAAACAUUUGUUGCAGUCUCAAUAUGCAAGAUGAUUUUACACAGGGUUGAAUAAUU